Molecule: messenger RNA, 386 nt
Organism: Suillus subalutaceus
Lineage: Eukaryota; Fungi; Basidiomycota; Agaricomycetes; Boletales; Suillaceae
Exons: 2
Coding region: 32-301 (89 amino acids)
Source: RefSeq, a predicted model, not a curated record
ACACCAUCCAGCCCUAUCCUGGAGUGCAACAAUGAAGUUCAUCUCACUCAUCACUAUGAUUAUGUCUACUGCAGUACUGUCGGGCGUAGUUACAGCACAAGACCCGAAUAACAAGCCAUGCACCCAGUAUGAAACGUAUGGGUGCGCAACCCUCCAGGGCUAUAACUACGGCAAUCCGUAUUUGUAUUACUGUUCGGAACUAUACUUUGUCGAGGUCUCGAAGAAAUGCAGCUGUCCGACUUGCUGUAACGUCAUCAAUGGAGGCAAUGAGGCUAACGGCGGGUCCAUCACCUGCACAUAAGAGGAAAGGGUGAGCACGCUUCUUGCGUGCCGUGUCCAUGAUGUCGUAGUGAUAGACUACUUACAGCUGCCGUGUCCAUGAUGUC